Schistosoma guineensis is the source of this 201-nucleotide messenger RNA. The record is from the annotation of a GenBank genome assembly. Lineage: Eukaryota; Metazoa; Platyhelminthes; Trematoda; Strigeidida; Schistosomatidae.
AUGUAUGACAAUAAUGAAGAUAAUGAUGGUGAUGAUCAUGAUGGUCAUGGUGAUGAUGAUGACGAUGAUUUGGAUGUUGAUGAUGAUUUGGAUGAUGAUGAUGGUGCUUUGGAUGAUGAUGAUGCUUUGGAUGAUGAUGAUGAUGAUUUGGAUGAUGAUAAAGAUAACGAUGACGAUGACGAUAAUCGAUGCUGUAUUUAA